Pseudo-nitzschia multistriata is the source of this 3625-nucleotide messenger RNA. Lineage: Eukaryota; Bacillariophyta; Bacillariophyceae; Bacillariales; Bacillariaceae. The record is from the annotation of a GenBank genome assembly.
GAAAAGCAAUCAACACGAACACAAACUAGUCCAUCUCAAAACAUACCCGACGAUUCGCUUCUUAUUGGAAACAACCUGAACAUUUCUUACCAAAGAUGGUAAUAGUGGAAGAUUGCUUGCGAACAGAUUCGCAGCUUCCGACUGACGACGAGGAGAAAUCAGAUGACACUUUCAGAGAAAAGAAUGUCGACGACAAUGUUAGGGACUCGCCGAGAAAUACGUUGGAGGGAAGCAUCAGUCUUCUCGAGGAUGUCUUUAUCGACCAAAAUCACCGCAACAACAACAGCACCGAUCUUGCAUCCGUCUCGCGAGGUACAUCGUUUUCUGUGUCAAGGCGUUUGAGUACGAAGAUGUCGCUUCGCGUUGCACAAUUCGAUGCAUAUCGUAACCAUGUCGAAUCUAUUUCUCCGGUGCAAUCUCUAAAUGAUUCAACUUUUUGUUCAUUUUCGAGUUCUAGUCGUCCUAAAGUAAAUGAAUCGAUAGUGACGCGUUCAGACCGGAAAACGGCACUUGCAAAUCGAAUACAAAAUUUUGAGGGCAAAAAUUCAAAGAGAUGCAUUUUGAGGUUAGACCUGCGAACUCCUGAAGAAGUUAGGAAGAUUGUUAAAACAUCCAAGAAUAACAAUCGCUUAGAUCCAAUUCUUCGUCGAUAUGAACAUCUCUCGGAAGAAGAAUCUCAACUACGACGAGAACUUGCUUCCAAAAUUGCUGCCAGGGAGCGUCAUAGACGUCUAGGAUGUCUAAAGAGUAAAGAAGAACGGGUUCGGUUGUUGCGUCGAAAUCGUGCUCGCUUCUACAGGAUUGGCUUCGGAAAUAAUGUAGCAACAUUUAGAUCUAGCAAAAACGAAGAGGCAGGAAGAACGAAGGACGGUGUCUGUGAUAGAGUCCGAGCUGCUCCCUUUGAUUUCACUAAUUUUGUUCCUCAAUCCUUUUCUAAAAGCGAUAUACAACAUCAACUCAUAUUGAAUGUUGUAGAACGCAGCUUCGUGUUCAAGGAAUUUCGCAAACAUGGAAAGGCAAGAUGUGAAGGGGCACUGGAUGCGCUAACGAACGCAUUCGAACCUUUGACUUUUCAGCCAGCACAUGUAUUAUUGCAUGAGGGUACGAAAGAACAAAACGACCAAUUUUAUAUUGUCGAUGAAGGAAAACUUAAUUUUCACAAAGACGGGAAGUUGAUCUCAGAGAUAGAUGAAGUAGGAGCUUAUUUCGGGGAACUCGCUCUGCUUUAUAACGUGACGAGUGAACAUACUGUAUCGGUCCACGAAUCUAAACAAACUCAUCUUCUGAGAAUAGAGCAACGAGCAUUUCGUGGUCUUCUACGAAUAUUUUCAAAACGAGCAGCUAAGGAAAAAAGAGAUGCCUUGUUAGGUGUCGACUUUUUGCAUGAUUUAAUUUGUGAAAAUGAAACUCUGACUAACCGAUUGUUGUCUAUUAUGAUUCGAGAAGAGAUGACACUUGGUGAAACCUACAAUAUGUCGCAGGAUAUAACUUUUAUGGUCAUUCAAUCAGGACAGAUGCACGUUGCAAGAAUUGAAAAAACUCUGAAUCCUGGAGAUUAUUUCGGUUCUCGAGCUUUGAUUGGGUCGCUGCCGCGACAAAGCACAAACAAUACUGACAUGGAAGUUAGCUCUGAAAAGGUUGUAUUUUUUAGGAUUGAUAAUCAUUCAAUGGGGCAAAUUAUUGGACCCAGCAGAUUGCAGAAUCUUAUGGACAUGCGCAGGCUUGUUGCUACUCCAUUGAUCAAAGAAGCAAAGUUAUCAAAUUGUGCACAUGAUUUGAUGGCAGAAGGAAUGUCUGAGAAAAUAAUUGAUGAAAAAGACGAUAAUAUUUUAGAAGUUGACCGCUUUGACCCACCUGCCAUAUAUGUUGUUCGAGAAGGUCAGUUGCUUGUAUCUUCUCACGACGAAAGGGCUGGAGUAAAAACAGAGAAUCUCUUAACAGAGGGGAGUACUUUUGGUCAUGCACAGCUCCGACUCUCUACGGAAAAUGGCAUUCCACGGUACCAUCGAGUUGAAGGGUUGACAGUUUCAUCUGUUGACGGUCAAUAUGCUUCAAUCGGGGUGUUGUCCCUAGAUGAAAUGGCGACAAAAUCAUGUAUGGACGUAACACACGAAGCCAUCUGCUUCCUGCCUACAACUGACAAAUCCACUACUGGUACUAUCCGAAAAGAAACACACGGCAUUAUGCCAAAAGAAAAGAAGGUACGAGAAGCUAUUCAAAGUCAUCUUUCUUUCGAAGACUUGGAAAAAAUUCGCCUCCUCGGCGAAGGCGAGUUCGGUGAGGUGUGGCUGGUCUCAGCUAAUGUUUCAAGUGAGGGGAGUCCAGAACAUAGACAAAAAUUCGCUCUGAAGUCACAGCUAAAAAUACACCGUAACCACGGUUUUGAUAAUACUGACUUGAUUCGAAGAGAGAUAGAAGUAAUGCAAAAGCUCAGGCAUUCACAACUGGCUGAUCUGGUCACAACUUACGAAGAUGACGCAUCUAUUCACAUGCUUAUGAGAUUGGUUCCUCACGGAGAACUCUGGGAUCGAAUCCAUGUGGAAGACGAGCAAGGAAACUGGUCUUCUGGGUUGCCCGAAGAUCAUGCCAAGUUUUACGCAAUGUCUAUUGCAGAUACGCUCAAUUACAUGCAUUCAAAGGGUAUUGUUUAUCGGGAUCUAAAACCUGAGAACGUUUUGAUCGACGCAAGUGGUUAUCCCGUGAUUGUUGAUUUCGGCUUUGCCAAGUACUGCCCCGAAAAAACUUACACAUUCGUUGGUACACCGAACUAUGUUGCUCCUGAGCUCAUCACAAAUGGGGGACACAAUCGAAGUGUUGAUUUUUGGGCACUCGGAGUGACUGUUUACGAAAUGAUCACAGGUGAGAACCCUUUUUUCUUUGAAGAUAUGGAUCAAGCAUCAUUGUUUCAUACCAUUUGUCAGGAAGAAUAUUUCCCGUUGCCAAAAGAUACAAAUGAUCAAUUGGUUGAUUUCAUAGAAAAACUACUAAAUAAGGAUCCUGCUCAACGUCUGGGUAUGCUCGCUGGAGGAGUAAAUGAUAUCGUUCUACACCAAUGGUUUGAGGGUGUAGACUUAUCACAGGUACAAGCAAAAUUGUUUCCAGCACCAUGGAAGCCAACACAAUUGACUGAAGAUGCAUUUGAAACAAUGCCAUCAUGCGACAGUCAUGUGUCUUCGUCUCCAAACGAAUCAAUGGGAGCUCGUUCAACACAACCUUCGAGUGCAUCCGUCGGUUCCCUCGGAGAUUCAAAAAUAGCAAAUGACGAGGAAAGAACGACUGAACAUGAUUCAAAAUCGAAAAUUAAGAAGGAAAAGAAGUCAAAGAAAAUCAAGAAGACCAAGUUGAACGCUAAUCACCUGUCAAUAAACAACAUCUCCUAUCCCGACCUGAAGAUAUUUGAAGAUUUCCAAUAUUCAAUACCAGAGUGGAGAGUCCCUGAUGAGAAAGAUCCAGCCACAGGUCGAAGCGAAAAAGAGAAAAAGCGGUCUGAACUUCGCCGAAGCCUAUUGAAAAGCUCCUUCGAUAGUUUCGGCAUUAAUGAAGACAGCAUUUAGUGAAAAGGUACUGCCUUCAGAGCAUUGUGAUUUCAAUUUUUUUAAAUUCAUAGGAAGAAUAUUUCAAAAGA